Ostrea edulis (European flat oyster) is the source of this 4141-nucleotide messenger RNA. RefSeq lists its product as uncharacterized. The transcript has 10 exons. The record is from RefSeq and is a predicted model, not a curated record. The coding region runs from base 801 to 1664 and encodes 287 amino acids. NCBI's taxonomy places the organism in Eukaryota, Metazoa, Mollusca, Bivalvia, Ostreida, Ostreidae.
AUUUUUCUAUACAGGUGGAGGAUGGGGGGGGGGUGGACGUCCUUAUCCCGGUAGAUUUAAUUGGAGAGUGCACACAGAGGCUGGAAUCCAACAGCAACACAAGUUGAAUCAGUACCUAAAGAAUUGAGGCUUUGUUAUUGUCAUGAAACUGAACAGAUACACUUUAAUGGGAGUGAAUAUGGUAAACGUCUCCUGCGAUCCCUUUACGUGCCAUGCGACGACCACACAACACUGCAGGCUUUAGCAUUCUCCACCAGCAAUGCACAUUUCGUCCAUGAGCUAAAAACAUUCCAUAUUUCGAGACGGAAUAUGCCUGAGGGAAGGAAGAGAAAAAGGAAAACGCUACCACCUCAAUCAUUGACUAUCAAACUUCCACAGGAAACAGUUCUGUUGCAAGAGGUACAAAUACUGAAAGACAAAAUGAUCGGUGAAUACAAAGUAGAACAAAUUCGAUUGUCUCUGGCACCUUCCACAUUCGGGUAUGUCAUACUCAUCUCUGGCACCUUCCACAUUCAGAUGUCGAGAAUUGGAUGAGGCCGGGAUUGAGUCCAUCAAAAGAAGCAUCAGGGAGGUGCCCGGAACUUUGAUUACGAAACUGCCUGCCCUACUGGAUCCUUCUGUGGUCAAGGAUCCAUCCGAGUUCACUGGGGAGAUGGUACAGGACGAAUGCAUUGCUAUGUUCCUCCUGGGAGGGAAUCAACUCCUAUCAGCAUGUUCCCAGUUGCUCCGAGAGGAGGGAGACAAUGAAGUCUUGGCUCCUUAUCGGGAAGUCUUCUCAAACGUAGGGGUGGGAUGGGAGGAUGGAUCUCAAACCUGUUCGUUCUUUGGGACUGUCAAUGAAUGUGAAGUUCAGAUUGAACUGUAUGUGGGGUUGUCACCUGAGGAGGGGAAGUUGGUGGGGAACCUCCACAACAAAAGAGCAACAAAGAAGGACAUCAACUUCCAGAAUAAAGUUCGUCAGAUCGACACGAGCCAUUUACCUCAGGGACGAAAUUGUCGACCAAUGGAAGUAUACGUCCUCCGUCCUCUUGUCCCACAUAAAGCAAAAGGAUUGUCCGAAGGAUAGUCUAUCGAUUGUAUUUGGUGUAGCCUCACUCCCAGACGAUGUCUUCCAUGAAGUUGAGAGGAUCUUCAAGCUCUGGGGUAGUGAAAAUAUGCCACAACAGGGUAAUAAUUUAAUCGAUACAUGUAUUUUCCGCUAUCACUAUUCAUUUUGGUUAUUUAUCAUUCUUUUCAAAUCAUCACUUGGCCUCCCUUAUGAUGUGGUUUUGCAAUAUCUGAGACAAGUGGAGGAGAGAAAUGAUGCCAAAACGGUCUCAGAAAUGAUUAAGAAAGAGAAGGCCAAGAUCGUCCUGAAGAGAGUUUUUAUGGAGAGGACGGGCUGUUCUUCAUGGGAGGAAGCGGAGAUAGAGUUCCUUCCUUACAUUCAUAACAUUGAUAGAUUUCUUGAUGCAAAAGUCAACCAGAAAUUGGUACCAACAGCCUUUGUCAAAGCCUGUGAUGCUGCAAGAAACCGCGCCCCUCCUGAAGAAAACAUAUUUGAUGUAAGAGUUAUGGUGAAUGGGGAAGACGUACUAGAUGCACAGAUACAGAGGCUUAUUGCCUCCGAUGUAUUAAAAUUCAAAAGUAAGAUAGAAAGGAAAAUUAGGGCAUUAAGAAAUUAGGCAAUUGUUUUUUUUUUUGCACCAAGAGGGCGGGGGAGGGGUGUUAAGGGUUGUUCAAUAUACAAGAAAUUAGGCAUAAAUUUUUCAUAUUUAGGGUGAGAUUACUGGUACUGUGAAAUUUUACUUUGUGAAUAUUAGUUUAAAUAAUGUUUUAUUGAAUAAGAUGAAGCAAAAGGCAAAGCUUCUUACAAAGUCAAUGUAAUGUUAUAAAUAGUUUGAUGAAAUGGGAUAGGUAGUUAAUGCUGAUUUGGUAAGAGAGAGAGAGAGAGAGAGAGGAUAUCCACUUCACUGAAGGAAAUACUGUUGAGUUGGAAAACAUGGAUUUAGCAACCUUAUUGUCAUGUAUUGUCUAAUUUCAUAGUAACUCUAUACUGUACUUUUUAGCUCACCUGAGCCAAAGGCUCAAGUGAGCUUUUCUGAUUAGAAUUUGUCCCUUGUCUGUCAUCUCAUAAACUUUUCACAUUUUCAUCUCCAGAACCACAGGGUCAAUUUCAAUCAAACUUGGAACAAUGCAUCCUUGGGUGAAGGGCUUUCAGGUUUGUUGAAAUGAAGGGCCAUGCCCUUUUCAAAGGGGAGAUAAUUGCAAAAAUAGGGUGGGUCAUUUAAAAAUCUUUUUCUAAAGAACAACUGGGCCAGAGAAGCUGACAUUUACAUCUAAGCUUUCUGACAUAGUGCAUAUUCAAGUUUGUUGAAAUCAUGGCCACCGGGGGUAGGAUGGGGCCAUAAUAGAGGAUCAAAGUUUUACAUGGGAAUAAAUAGGGAAAAUCUUUAAAAAUCUUCUCAAGAACCAUUGGGCCAGGAAAGUAGAAAUUUACAUGAAAGCUUCCUGACAGUGCAAAUUCAAGUUUGUUCAAAUCAUGGUCCCCAGGGGUAGGAUGGGGCCACAAUAGGGGAUCAAAAUUUUACAUACAAAUAUAUAGGAAGAAAAUCUUUUUCUCAAGAACCACUGGACUAGGAAAGUACAAAUUUACAUGAAAGCUUCCUUACAUAGUGCAAAUUCAAGAUUGUUCAAAUCAUGGCCACCGGGGGUAGGAUGGGGCCACAAUAAGGGAUCAAAGUUUUACAUACAAAUAUAUAGGGAAAAUCAUUUAAAAUCUUCAAGAAUCAUUGGGCCAGAAAAGUUAACAAAAGCUUGCUGACAUAGUGCAGAUUCAAGUUUGUUCAAAUCAUGGCCCAUGGGGGUUAGAAUGGGGCCGCAAUAGGGGAUCAAAAUUUUGCAUUCUAAUAUAUAGAGAAAAUCAUUAAGAAUAUUCUUCUCAAGAACCAUUGGCCCAAAGAAGCUUGCAUUUACAUGAAAGCUUCCUGACAUAGUGCAGAUUCGAGUUUGUAAAAAUCAUGGUCCUUGGGGGUAGGUUGGGGCCACAAUAGGGACCAAAGUUUUACAUGCAAAUAUGUAUGAAAAAUCUUUAGAUAUGAGCCAAGGUGACUCAGGUGCGUGAUGUGGCCCAUGGGCCUCUUGUUUUAAAUCACAAUAUCAUCUAAAACAUUUGUAAAGUAGCCUUUACAACCCUCCUCGUGUAUGUCCAUCCUCUAAUUUCAUACUGUAUUCAGCUUUUUCAUUUGCAAAUCACUACUGAAUCGUUACAAGUACAACUAUAUCACCAACUUUGAUGUUCGUGAAAAACAAAGCUUUUCCCUUUAUGAAGUUCAUUCUGUAAAUAAUACCUUUGUAUAUAGGAAUUACUUUUUAUACCCCCCGCAACAAGUUGUGGGGGGGGUAUAUUGGAAUCGGGUUGUCCGUCUGUCUGUCCGUCCGUCUGUAGACGCAAUGGUUUCCGGGCUCUAAAGCAUUAUCCUUUCCACCUACCGUCACCAUAUCAUACAUAUGGACUACCCAUGGGAUGAAGAUGUUCCCUAUCGAUUUUGGGGUCAAAAGGUCAAAGGUCAUGCGCACUGGACAUCGAAGUAGCAAUAUGGUUUCCGGGCUCUAAAGCGUUAUCCUUUCCACCUACCGUCACCAUAUCAUACAUAUGGACUACCCAUGGGAUGAAGAUGUUCCCUAUCGAUUUUGGGGUCAAAAGGUCAAAGGUCACGUGCACUGGACAUCGAAGUAGCAAUAUGGUUUGGUUUGUCAUGCCAUUUGAUUUUUACACUCAGAAAAGAGGUAGUUUAUACCUAUUACCAACACCCUUUGGGAGAUUGGGGUAAGCGGGGGAUAUUCUUAGUGAGCAUUGCUCACAGUACCUCUUGUUUAUACUAAUUAUUUAAAACAAUUUGUAUCUUAAUCAUAUUUCAAAUAUACAUCUGUAUCUUGUUUUGUGUUACGCUGUUUACAUAAAAUUUCUGAUAUUGUGAGAGUGUGGGGUGUUUCAUAUCAUUUUGUAUGCAGUGUCUUUUAUUCCCAUGUAUCAUCAAUCUGUAGUAAAUAUUACUCAUGUACAUUUUGUUCUUAUAAAUGUUGAUUGGUUUAUUCUAUGCUGGAUAUAAUUUUGGUUAAUAUUGUGAAAAAUAUAUAAAAGAAAUUUGAUUCACCUGAA